UGUUUGACAUUAAUACUUGUGUCUCUGUUCUCUCUGUGUGCAGGUGGUCCAGAUAACCAGGUGCACUUUGAAGGAUAUCAGGUGUCCAAUCAGUGCAUGGCUUUGGUGAGAGACGAGUGCCUACUGCCCUGCAAAGACGCUCCUGAGCUGGGCUUCGCUAAAGAGUCCAGCCCUGAGCAGUACGUACCAGACGUCUUCUACAAGGACAAAGACAAAUUUGGAAACGAUGUGACGUUUCUAGCCCGGCCUCUCCCUGUGGAGUACCUCAUCAUAGACAUAACUACCACUUUUCCAAAGGACCCUCAGUACACCUUCUGCUCCACACAACGCUUCCCCAUCGAGAACCGUGAUAUUCUGGGAGAGACACAAAAUUUCCACAGUUUAGCGACGUACCUGUCCCAGUGCACCUCCACGGCGUUCCUGGACAUCGUGUCGGACUUCCAUCUGCUCCUCUUCCUCGUCACCAAUGAAGUCAUGCCUCUGAGAGACAGCAUCGGGUUGCUACUGGAUGCAGUGAGGACUUCUAAUGAGGACCUGGCACAGACCUGGAAGAAGUCGGAGCAGUGGGCCACCAUCGAGCAGCUGUGCAGUACGGUUGGCGGGCAGCCCUCCAGCUCUCUGGGUUACGGGGCCAUGGGCGGCCCCUCGGUCCCCGCCUCCUCCUCAGCCAUGUGGUCCUGCCUCCACUGCACCUUCAUGAACCAGCCUGGUACAGAGCACUGUGAAAUGUGCAGCCUGCCCCGCAGUUAAACCCCCCACCCGCC
This is a messenger RNA of Morone saxatilis (striped sea-bass), 764 nucleotides long. Its product is annotated as nuclear protein localization protein 4 homolog. Gene Ontology annotation, cellular component: nucleus. Gene Ontology annotation, biological process: ubiquitin-dependent protein catabolic process. Gene Ontology annotation, molecular function: ubiquitin protein ligase binding; ubiquitin binding. The transcript is spliced from 6 exons. The annotation marks the transcript as partial. Lineage: Eukaryota; Metazoa; Chordata; Actinopteri; Moronidae. The record is from RefSeq and is a predicted model, not a curated record.